AGAUGACCGCACCGUAGGAUGGGCACCUUCUCCUCAUCGAUGCCUUUGCGGAGACGCGGUCGUCCUGUCGCUCAUUCCCUCAUAUUCGUCCUGAUCAAAGAAUUUAAAGCCGGUGUUGUGGCUCCAAGAUGCUGUUUCACUCGCUUUUGGUGUGCUUGCCCCUCGUCAGCUCACGUGUGAUUUCAAGACUACGUGAAACGCCACUGCUAAGCAGCCAGGAGGGUGCACCAGGUAUUGGACUCCAUUUCACAACGUCGUAUGCGACUGCUGCGAUUCGAUAUGAUAAUGGGACAAUAGUUGAUCUUGUCAGAAUUGAAGCGGAUGCAGAAUACAUCGAUUUGAUGUCACGGUGGGCGAAUCCAGCAUCUAAACAAGAUUGCUCGGACCCGUGGAAGGAAUUCCAAUGCUCAAUUGCUCGACGAAAACGAAACGUGAACAAAUGGCUCGGACGGCCUGCAACCGUAGAGGUGGGGAUACUGUCAUCUUUCGUAGUCGAUCUUAAGGCCGCCGUCGAGGACACACUCGAUUUCCCAAUAACGAGAGUCUUCCCUGUGUUUCCAAUGCUGGAGGGUAUGGAAGAAGACGACAUCCAAGACGCCUUAGAAUACACGGGCCUAGACUGGCUGCUUGCUGAACGCCGCUCAUACCACAUAUUCUGGGAGACGAAUGCGGCGUUUGCAGGCUUGGGAUACGGGCUAUGCAAAUCGCGGAAGAACCUUCUACAGUGCGAGGAGCAGGAGAGGGACAUGCACCUCGAGCCGGUUCUUUUCCUCAACUUCGAUAAUUCCUCCUUCGCGGCGUCGCUCCAGGGCAUGGAGAAUGCUUAUUGGGAUUGGACCAUGAUGUCAGAGGUACGCCUCGACCUCGGAUGGUGGAAUAUGCCGGUUUAUGAGGUACCGAGAGCGAAGUUCCUUGCUCGGAUCCAACAAGUAAUUGUCAAUGUUGGGAGCUCCAUGGUUCGCCCACCGACUAAGAUCAUCCUUCUUGGCGAGUAUGCCGAUGACGAAGACUUCCGGGAGACAGUGAAGGCGGCGAUAUGGGAGCUUCUGGAAUACGAUGCAUCCCCUCUUCUGGAAGUUAAUAUGAUGAAGCGAGGAGAGCCGUGGAUGCUCGCAGCUAGGGGAGCAGCGGAAAUGGCUGGACGUGCUGAAUAUUGGAAUCAGUACGAGCGAAGGAGGCCCGGAGAGGGACUAGAAACUUUCGUUGUUGAGCUUUGAGAAAGUUUUCAUAAUGUGUAAACCGCUUAA
Molecule: messenger RNA, 1247 nt
Organism: Lindgomyces ingoldianus
Lineage: Eukaryota; Fungi; Ascomycota; Dothideomycetes; Pleosporales; Lindgomycetaceae
Exons: 3
Coding region: 129-1217 (362 amino acids)
Source: RefSeq, a predicted model, not a curated record